Molecule: messenger RNA, 2198 nt
Organism: Dothidotthia symphoricarpi CBS 119687
Lineage: Eukaryota; Fungi; Ascomycota; Dothideomycetes; Pleosporales; Dothidotthiaceae
Exons: 5
Coding region: 357-1775 (472 amino acids)
Source: RefSeq, a predicted model, not a curated record
GUAGUGUUCCAUUGGUGCCAUUAGCAUCUCAACAAUAACGACGAGUCUGUGUCUACUUGGCUUGGUCUGGGAGUUUCGACGUGGUGGUCAAGAAGAGAGGCGGUGCCGGACGCACACUCACCUUCUGUUAGCAUCGAGGUUCUACUCGUCAGCUGCUUUCACCAUUGAUCAGACAGCGAGUCAUAUUUCCCUCACCAGAAGUUGACAGUCUCCACCUCUCUAUCACCUGGGAGAACGUUAAGUACCGCGACCUCUCUCUUUCGUCAACGCUUCUAGCCGUACUCGACCGCUCAGCACUAUCGACCGACCAGCCACAUAUUUUGGACGAUACAUGCUCUUUCCCCGGCCAACACGCAAUGCCUCUCUACCAGCCCUCAUCCACGACGGCGUUCAACACACUUCCCAUCGAGCUUAACAAGGUCAUCGCCCACGAACUAGAUACCGACAAGGAUAUUGCUACCUUCCGUUUGAUCUGUAGAAGCACGAACGAUGCGAUCGACGCUGACAAGUACUCUUUCUGGCGUGCAAGGUUUCGGGAGAAGUAUGCUGCCAAGGAGGGCAUGUCUAACAAGGAGAUGAAGAGAACAUACCAACUUCGCUGCAAGCAGCUUCGUCGAGGUAUUGUGUACGACUUCUUUCGUGGUCACAAGAAGCGGGAGGUGGAUGUUUUGGAAGUUCUGAAAGACCUCAUCCUUGAGUCCUUUCAGGGCGGAUCCCAACUUGACGAGUAUGGCCGUCCGUACUGCAAGAACCAAACUCAUCUUUUGAACUUCACCCUCAACUCUAAGAUGCUUCUGAGCGACCGCCGCGCGCCUCCGCCAGCCAGAGGCGAGAAGGACACUGUGAACCAGACGUUGGGGGCUGUGAAGCUAAUGUGCUCUCACUUUCUAUUCCAACUUGAGGGAACGAAGCACGGCGUCUUCGCAGUUGAAGAGUCGCAGCGAGCCGUCUACAUGCCGACUAACACCGCUCCGAUUUACAGUGGCCCCGAACUCAAAGACGUGAAUAUGGAUUGGAUACUGCACUGCUUGAACUUCUUCCGUCACCAUAUGAUGGACGAAGAGGUAGUAACGCUAUUUUCUGCAAUGGAAGAGCUGUCGGUAACGCAGAAGCCGUCAGUAUGGCGAGAGCCUUUACGGCAGGGCGUCCAGCCGUUGUGUAGACACUGGAAGGGGACUUACUCUUUUCUUGACCCCCUGGAGAUUGAAAGGCUUCGAAAGGUUCCUGCUGACAAGGUCGGCGAUGAGUAUUUCUCCGACAAGAAUGUGGACGAGGGACAGAUUCAGUCACUGACCAUCGAAUUCAACGAAGGCGGCAAGUUACGAUGGCCACCAAUCUUCGAAGAUCGCUUACAGUCACUACGAGACUUGGGAGGACCGCCCAUCAAGACGCAGGGUAGAAGCAAACCGAAAUCAACUCCAGACGAUGCCAAGUCAAAGAACCUCCAGUUCAUAGGUAGUGGCUCUGAUCUGGCCGACGACUUCUACGCCAUUGGCUGGCUCAAUGCCCUCCCUGACCAAGGAGGAAUCCCCGGCUGGCAACGCAUCACGUUCAUGAAGCAUUUCACGGAUGACUUGGAUCAAGUGGCGCAGGACAAUCUUUGGGCCUACGAGGGCGUGGUGUUGCCUGGGGGCCGCAUCAUCUUGGGGCGGUGGUGGUUCGCUUCAGGGCGCAAUGUCGAUUUUGAUAGAGAUUACAAUGGGCCUUUUAUCUUCUGGGCUGUCGACUCCGAGCCUGAAUUCAAUGACGGUGGCGAUGGCGAUGGCGAUGAGUGACGGCAGAUGGAGCCGUGGUAUUCAUAUCCAUACCUACAGCUGGUGUGCACACAUCGUACUCGUCUCCUUCGUCUCCCGACCCUUCGUCAGGUCACACAUAACUUGGAAGUUCGCCUUUCGUCGAGGUCCAAUUCGAUCACUCGAACCCGGAACCUCCCCAUCAUAUCAGCACGGCCUGUGGAAUUUUCGUACCAGUAUACCAUAUUCUCAGAUCUUUUUACAUAGCCCGGAGCUUUUGCGACUUUUGCGACGGCAUAUAUUUUCUGGGGGAAAAGUCUUUUGGAGGCGUAGGAAUUGGGUUGGGUUCUAGCGUGCGUUUGCCUGGAUUUUAUCAUAUCUUGCAUGAUCAUCUUUUUGGAGGCUGGUUUUGCACUGGACUGAACUGGGGGAUAUGGACGUAGGACAAUACCAGGAGCAUUGGAC